AUGCUUCUUCUGUUGCUGCUGCUACAAAGCAAGGACAACUACCUGGUAAAGCUAUUCAGAACCCCAAGGAACAGUGCAAGGUCAUCUUCACUCAAGAAGGACUUUGAAGAAGAGGAUCAAGAGAGAGUCAUUGAAGAGUUUUGUUUACUGCUGAAUGAUGAUGAGAUUGUUGCUGCUGAGGCUCCUGGAGUCCAGAUUGAUCAACCAGAAGUGCACCUACUGUGGCCAUUCACACUUCACCAGUUGAGCUCGCACAACAAGCUCGAUCGGCAGCUCGAUCGAGUCAACUCUAGCUCGAUCGAGUCCGACCUCCUGUCAAACCGAUUUUGCUUGAUCCUUACCAACCGGUUGCCCUUCCUCGUCUCGCCUACUUAG
Messenger RNA from Microthlaspi erraticum, 375 nucleotides. Lineage: Eukaryota; Viridiplantae; Streptophyta; Magnoliopsida; Brassicales; Brassicaceae. The record is from the annotation of a GenBank genome assembly.